ACAGGAGCCGGAUCUCUAUCCCAACGUCGGACAGGGAUGGCAAUGGAGGUGGAGGGUCGUGACCCAGACAAGGAUGAAUUCCUGCAAGAAUUCGGCGAAGGCUAUGGCUACCCCGACGGCCCCAAGUCCGUCGAUCAGAUUCGAGCUUCCGAGUUCAGUCGCUUGGAUGGCCUCGUCUACUUGGAUCACGCCGGCGCCACGCUGUACUCCGAGCUGCAGAUGGAAGCGGUGUUCCGACAGCUGACUGCGAACGUUUAUGGGAAUCCUCAUAGCCAAAGUGAUUCGAGCAUGGCAACAGCUGACAUUGUACGAGAAGCUCGGCAACAGGUGCUUGAGUAUUUCAACGCAUCUCCUAAAUACUAUAGAUGCAUAUUCACCUCUGGGGCAACAGCAGCUCUGAAAUUGGUUGGAGAAGCAUUUCCUUGGAGCCACCAAAGCUGUUUCAUGUACACGAUGGAAAACCACAAUAGUGUCCUUGGAAUCAGAGAAUAUGCUUUGGAGAAAGGAGCUGCAGCAUGUGCAGUAGAUAUUGAGGAAGAUGUGCGUGAUGGAAGAUAUCCGGUGAAGAUUUCACAACAUCCACUAAAGAGGAGGUUCUUUACAGAUAAUGAACCUGCAGGAGCUGCUUACAGCUUGUUUGCCAUGCCUUCAGAAUGUAAUUUCUCAGGGGUGAGAUUCAACCUUGACUUGGUUAGGAUUAUUAAGGAAGAUUCAGAAAGAGUACUGGAAGACUCUCAUUUUCACAGGGGAAAAUGGAUGGUUUUGAUUGAUGCUGCAAAAGGAUGUGCUACGAGAAAACUAGAUUUAUCUAAAUAUCCUGCUGAUUUUGUUGUCCUAUCAUUCUACAAGUUAUUUGGCUAUCCAACAGGACUUGGUGCUCUCAUAGUCCAUGAAACUGCUGCCAAAUUGCUGAGGAAGACCUAUUUUAGCGGAGGAACUGUUGCAGCUUCAAUGGCUGAUGUUGAUUUUGUUAAAAGAAGGGAAGGCAUUGAGGAGUCAUUAGAAAAUGGCACCUUGUCAUUUCUAAGCAUUUCAUCUAUUCGGCAUGGUUUUAAAGUGCUUAAUUCCCUCUCUAUGGAAGCAAUAUCAAGGCAUACAGAAUCACUUUCCGCGUACUUGAGGAAGACACUUUCGAACUUGAGGCACGAAAAUGGAGAUUAUGUUUGCAUUCUUUAUGGAGUUCGAAAUUCAGUGGAUAUAGGUCCUACUGUGUCAUUCAACUUGAAAAGACCAGAUGGCUCUUGGUAUGGAUACCGCGAGGUUGAAAAGUUGGCUUCUCUGUCUGGAAUUCAACUCCGGACAGGUUGCUUUUGCAAUCCUGGUGCAUGUGCCAAGUAUCUUGGUUUAUCUCACCAGGACCUUCUUUCUAACGUUGAGGCUGGCCAUGUUUGUUGGGAUGAUAAUGAUGUCCUGCAUGGAAAACCUACUGGAGCUGUUAGAGUAUCCUUUGGCUAUAUGUCAACAUAUGAGGAUGCAAAGAAAUUUAUUGAUUUCAUUAAGAAGUCUUUUGUAUGUAUGCGGGACCACCCUACGAGUUUGUAUAAGUCAACAGUACAAUCUGACUUUUAUGGGGGGUUUAAAGGAAUGCCACAGAAUGUUGGAAUUCAUGUCAAAUCCAUUAUUAUCUACCCAAUAAAAUCAUGCACAGGAUUCAGUGUUGAGAGCUGGCCUCUAAGCAGUACUGGUCUUCUACAUGAUCGUGAAUGGCUUCUCAAAAGCCUGGCGGGCGAAAUCCUUACACUGAAGAAGGUUCCUGAAUUGUGCUCUAUAAGUGCUUUUGUUGACCUCAAUCUGGCGCUUUUGAUUGUGGAAUCGCCACGUUGCAAAGAGAAGCUGGUGAUCAAUAUUAAGUCAGAUUCAUUUCAUCACACCGAAGAAGAGAUUGGUUUGCAUGCACAAAGGUAUGUAGUGCACAGUUAUGAUGAAGACGUCAACACGUGGUUUAGCAAUGCCACUGGGCGACCAUGCAUCUUACUACGGAGUUCUAGUUCCAAUCAUCAUAUCCACUUCAAGAGGGAAAAUAGCGUGGACAUGUGCCGAGAUGUGAAGAGUCGGUUGAAUUUUUCCAAUGAAGCUCAGUUCCUGUUAAUCUCGGAGGAGAGCAUGUCUGAUCUUGAUAGCAGAGUGAAGUCAAAUGCAAAAAAUGUUGCUCGGGGAGCAUCACUCAAUAUGAGCUCAAACAGAUUCCGGCCUAACCUUGUCGUUGCUGGUGCGGAGCCUUAUGCCGAAGAUACCUGGAAAAAUCUUAGAAUUGGGGGGAAAUUUUUCACUUCGUUAGGUGGGUGCAAUCGUUGCCAAGUGAUCAACUUAAUUAAUGAGGGAGGAAGAAUUCUUAAAUCAAAUGAACCAUUGGCCACUUUAGCAUCGUACAGGAGAAUGAAGGGAAAGAUUCUGUUCGGUAUACUUCUGAGAUGUGAGGGUGUUGACGAAGUCGAGCUGGGAAAGGAUCUGUGGCUUCGAGUGGGAGAUGAAGUGCAUCCAGAUGAAAAUUUGAAUGGACGGCAGCCCCCCCAAGCUCCCACCUCCCAGAGACAGAUGACGUAAAGAUGGGAGAUGUGACCCUGAGAUUCUUGUAGUUGUUACGACCAGAACUGUAAGCAGGUGGUGAAUAAUUCAACAAGUUCUUUUUUGAAUUCCUAUGCGUGCAAUUCCCUCCACACCAGAGGAUUUUAUCAUAUUUUUUUUGUAUAUAAUUCUUGAUACAAUUUCAUAAUUUUUGAUAUUCUUGUAGACCUUCGGAAUAAUUUUGAGGUUGCGCAAACCAAAUAGAAUAACGACCUUGCAUUGUAACCAAGUCUGAAAUCAAGUGGAUUAAUUUUUGGU
This is a messenger RNA of Syzygium oleosum, 2823 nucleotides long. RefSeq names its product molybdenum cofactor sulfurase. The coding region runs from base 37 to 2544 and encodes 835 amino acids. Gene Ontology annotation, molecular function: molybdenum cofactor sulfurtransferase activity; molybdenum ion binding; pyridoxal phosphate binding. The transcript is spliced from 22 exons. NCBI's taxonomy places the organism in Eukaryota, Viridiplantae, Streptophyta, Magnoliopsida, Myrtales, Myrtaceae. Gene Ontology annotation, biological process: Mo-molybdopterin cofactor biosynthetic process. The record is from RefSeq and is a predicted model, not a curated record.